Aphanomyces astaci is the source of this 1150-nucleotide messenger RNA. RefSeq lists its product as hypothetical. NCBI's taxonomy places the organism in Eukaryota, Oomycota, Saprolegniomycetes, Saprolegniales, Verrucalvaceae. Gene Ontology annotation, biological process: intracellular protein transport; vesicle fusion; vesicle-mediated transport. Gene Ontology annotation, cellular component: SNARE complex; membrane; endomembrane system. The record is from RefSeq and is a predicted model, not a curated record. Gene Ontology annotation, molecular function: SNARE binding; SNAP receptor activity. Bases 47 to 910 code for a protein of 287 amino acids. The transcript has 3 exons.
UCUUUCUAAAAACGUCGUCAAGCAUUGCGAGUCGGCGGCGCCAAUCAUGGCAUACCGCGACCUCACGACCAAGUUCCAAGCCAAGCGAAGCAUUGUCAAUCGGCGCCAGCAACAUCAGUUGAACUCAAAGAAGCCGCUCGAUGGCAUCAGCCCAUACCUGUCCAACCUAUUCAGCACAUCGUCAAAGAAUCAUCGGCGAGGACACGAAGCGCUGCUUCGAGAUGUUGAAGAGAAUACGCUACCUCCAGCUACCAGGCCAAUUUGGGCAGAUUCUGUGGACAAAGUGAACGAGUUGGCGAGGCAGUUGGAACUCAAAAAAGCCGCUCGAUGGCAUAUUAUGUUAGUUGAUUUCCUCCAAAAAAUACACACAAGGCGGCUCAUGGUUCGAUUCGACGAGUCUGAAGCCCAGCACGAUCUCGAAAUUGACUCGCUGACUCGGGAAGUGUCGGUCUUGUUUCGGCAUUCGGAGACGUCGCUGCAGCGGUUGUCGAGGGCAGUCACGUCCUCAUCCAGCGCUGCCGGAACCCAAGUGUGUGUGAACAUUCAACGCAGCCUCGCGUGUCGAUUGCAAGACCUGUCCCAUCGAUUCCGAACCAUUCAGAAGGAGUACAUGAACGCCCUGCAGACCCAGCGCCAAAAGUCGCAUCUGUUUGGACUUGACGACGGCGGAAACGCGUCUACACGUCACAGUUUGAGCGCGCGUCAAGCGUUGUUUGCGCAGGAUGACGACGACUGCGCCAUCGAAGCGCGAGAGCGGGAGAUUCAGCGGAUCGCCAAAUCGAUUGUGGAUUUGGCAGCAGUGUUCAAAGCCCUGGCCAACAUGGUCAUCGACCAAGGAACCAUGGUGGACUGCAUCGACUACAACAUGGACAUGGUACGAUCGAUUGACACGAAAUUGAAUGCAUCUUAGCGUGGGUAGGUCGUGGACAGAAUGGAAAUGGGUAUGAAGGAACUCCGCCGAGCUGAAAAAUACCAAGCCAACUCGAGGUCCACUCGCUGCAUCUACCUGCUGCUCACGUUGAUAUCCAUAUGCCUGUGCAUCCUCAUGCUAAAACAUGCAAACCCGUACUAUUAGAAAUUAAACUGCACUUUUGGAUUAUACGCUGUACAGUUAUUACUAUUAAUAGUAUCUAUAAUAUGGUGCACAUCA